AUGGCAAGUGGGAUGAUUCCUUUUCAAGUCCCCCAACUCAACAAGGAUAACUACGACAAUUGGAGUAUAAGGAUGAAAGCAUUGCUCGGGUCGCAAGAUGCAUGGGAGAUCGUAGAGAAAGGCUACAUGGAGCCACAAGACGAGGUUGCUCUAUCCCAAGCACAAAGGGAUAGUUUGAAGGAUGCAAGGAAGAAGGACAAGAAGGCGCUCACCCUCAUCUAUCAAGCCUUAGAUGAAGGCAUGUUCGAAAAAGUAGCUUGUGCUACUACAAGUAAGGAAGCAUGGGAGAUCUUGCAAAACUCCCACAAAGGAGUUGAGAAGGUGAAAAAUGUUCGACUUCAAACACUUCGAGUUGUAGCCAUUGAUGAAUCUAAAGAUCUAGAUAGUAUGAAUGUCGAUCAACUCAUGGGAUCUUUACAAGCCCAUGAGGAAAGACUAAGGAAGAAAGUGAAAGAAGAGCCAUUAGAGCAAGCUCUUCAAAUAAAGCUCACUUUGAACGAGGGUGAAGGAAGGUUCAAUAGUAGAAGAAGACAAAGAGGAAGAGGACGAGACCAAGAUCGAGGAAGAAUUGCAUUCUACAAGGAGGAAAGAAGACAAAGUUCAUUUUCUACUAGAGGUCGCGGAAGAGGAAAAGAAUGUAGAAAAAUUACUAACCAAGUUGAGGAGAAAGCCAACUACGCUUGUCAGGAAAGUGAAGUAGAUCCUGCGCUACUAUUGGCUUACAAAGGUGAAGAGAGCAGAGAAAAGAAUACUUGUAAGCAAUGA
Molecule: messenger RNA, 765 nt
Organism: Olea europaea var. sylvestris
Lineage: Eukaryota; Viridiplantae; Streptophyta; Magnoliopsida; Lamiales; Oleaceae
Exons: 4
Coding region: 1-765 (254 amino acids)
Source: RefSeq, a predicted model, not a curated record